AUGAGGCGAGGGUCCUCUUUCCAGUCUCGGCCGCCCAUCGGGGGCCUGUCCCUUGCCUUUGAGGUGCACUUUAUGGUGGCUCAAAGUCUCGACGAACCGGCCAGAAACCCCCAACCGCAAACCCGUCAGGAGAAGUGGACUUGCCCGAAAGGCUCGCAGGACCCCUGCGGCGAUAUCAUGCGCCGCUGCAUGGCCGUCCUCAGCGCGAAUGGCUGCGAUUCUAGGAUCGUACGCAGACAUGCCGCGGACAUGGAGAAAGUCUGGGAGACUGAAUUCGCCGCGACGUGGCUCCUGAAGCCCUCUUCCCGUCCGAAGCCAAGUGACUAUGCCCCAGCCGGCUACAAGUGGCAUGGAUUCAAGCUGCGCACUCCAUUCUUCUAUCGGGCUGAAGCACUCUCCCGGCGACCCUUGUUCAUGCGGUGCCUCGCAGGACUCCAGGAUGCUGUCCUUCUGCACCUGAACUCGUCAUGCCAGCUCAACGUCUCUGUGGCGUCCUACCAGCACUUGGGACACCUCACUGAGGCAAAGAAGCUUACAACCCUCGUGUGGCUUCUAGAAAAGCAGUUCCUCCUCAUCCUCUGCCCUAGGGUGCCACUGCUUACCGGCCGAUCUAUGCUUACUACGGAUCACAGCAGGCUGGCCAAAGGCAGCAGGUCUCCCGUCCAGAGGCAGGCGCCGGUCUCCAUUCGACACGACGCUCCACGAUUCCGCGACAGUGCGCUCGACGCCCAAAUGCAGCGCCUGUGGGCUUGCAGUAGCCUCAAGGAGCUUGAAGAACUGCUCUGCAGGGCCGACAACGGAGAGCCGCUGGCCUUCUCAAUAGUCCAAGACGAACUCCCCUCCAACCCCAACCGGUCCUCCGGGACCUGGAAGGCCGUGUUCCGGUACGCAGUCUGGCAUCCGCACAAGGGUGUCGACGUGACAGAGGCCUGGUUGCGCUUGCUCUCGGCCUUUCUCGCCGCAGCGCAGGCCCAGGGCCGCUAUUUUAACGAGUUUGCGACGCAGACGGAGGAGAUGACUACUUGGCUUGAUCAGGCCCACUCGACAGAGGAUGAGCGCCUGCCAGCCUUGCUCCAGAGAUUUGGCUUGAGAAACGACGAGCAGGUGUGGCAGGCUGCCAGAAGGUUGUACGCUGGCUCAGUAGUUGAGAGGGCACCGAGGUGUAGGCAUCGCCUCAGAUCGCUCAGCAUCUUCCCAAAAAGCAAGCGUUAG
This is a messenger RNA of Purpureocillium lilacinum, 1212 nucleotides long. RefSeq lists its product as uncharacterized. The record is from RefSeq and is a predicted model, not a curated record. Lineage: Eukaryota; Fungi; Ascomycota; Sordariomycetes; Hypocreales; Ophiocordycipitaceae.